Molecule: messenger RNA, 1971 nt
Organism: Metarhizium brunneum ARSEF 3297
Lineage: Eukaryota; Fungi; Ascomycota; Sordariomycetes; Hypocreales; Clavicipitaceae
Cellular component (GO): cytoplasm; nucleus
Molecular function (GO): protein binding
Source: RefSeq, a predicted model, not a curated record
AUGCCUCGCGCACCCGCACGAAUCUGCGCCGGCAGCCGUCGAGGUUCGCCAUACACCAGACGCACAACAACUAACACACGUAUGGCAUCCAACAACUAUUCACUGAGCAGCAAAACUUGGUCUGCCACCAAGCUCCCGAAUGAGAUCAAGCACAUGAUUGCCGGCUAUCUUCCCCAGCAAGCACUUUACCAAAUCGCCAAGUGCUCAACAAACUGGGCAGACGUUGCACUUCCCAAGCUCUACGAGGUCGACGCACGCUCCGGAAGCCCGAAAGCCAUCAAAUGGGCAGCUAAAAACUGUGAAUCCAAUCCCCAGAUCGCUCUCAAGGUCUUGGCAAGGUCCGUCAAGUACAAUGGGAAUGUAAAUGCUGUUUAUACCGACGACGGGGUUCAUGCGACAGCCUUGCACUUCGCAGCGGCUUAUGGCCAACGAGAAUUCAUCCAAGAACUACUGAGACAGGGAGCCCGCGUUGAUACCCUGAGUUCCAGCUACGAGCUGGCCAGGGGACUCGGAAUACCGAUUCUGAACGACAACUUGAACAACCAGUUUAGCUGGCUCGAAAAGUACGACGGCGAUUACGAGUGGUCACCUCUCGUGAUACCAAUCCUCAAAAACGACGUAGAGACAGCCGAGCUGCUCGUACGUGCCGGAGCAUCGGCCACCGUGAUCGAACAUCGAGAUAACGCUUCUUUCUUCAACGGCUUGCCAAUUGUCACAGUUUACCACCUUCUUGCUCACGCUGCGCCGCGCGACGCUGCUGGGUGGACGCAUGUCUUCGAUAACGACAUCCACAGGACGGUUUUGGAUGUCCCCAUGCACAAUUUCAGCUCAGCACUCAACACUGCGGUACGAAACGAAAACGGUCCCAUCUUCGACAUGCUCAUCAACAUGGGCGCCGACCCCAACGUUCCAACUGUCUGGGGAGGCAGUGCGUUGGUAACGGCGGUUGAAAAAGCGUUCGCGCUGGACCUCACUGUUCCUCGAAGAAAAACCAUGAUGACGUGGAUGCUGCGACUUAUUCAAGCUGGCGCCGAUGUGAAUCCAACAGGUCCUGCCCGAGAGUCACCACUCAACUGCGCACUCAAAUUUUACGCCACAACAAUCAACGCUGUAGAACCGUGUGUGAAGAAGGUGAUUGAAAUCCUCGUGGAUAAUGGAGCCGAUAUCAAUCGCAGGGGAUCCAACGGCGAGACCAUUCUACACACAUACUGCCGUUCCAUGUUCUGUUUCCAGCAACUGAGAUAUUCGUCCUUGGAAACCAUGUUGCGCUACCUGAUAGCUAAGGGAGGAGACGUGAAUGCCCGGCAACGACCUGGACAUCAAUCUCUCAUGUUCCUAUCAAUCCGAAAUAUCCUCCUGGCAGGAAAAGUUACACCAUUUCACGCGACGCUACGACAGGCCGGGGCAACCCUCUGUCCACAAGAAGUGUCCCUUGUUUUUCACACCUGGGUUAAACGCCCUUGGUUUCGAAGAGUCAGGGCCUAUAACAUCUUUCAUCAUCGGCAACUCCUCAGACAGGGACAGAUAAACUCGGCAUGGAUCGAGGGUAUCAAAACAAAUGACGACAAACUCUGCAAGACUUUGCAAGACCAAGGGCUAACGCCAGCAAAUCACGGCUAUUUGCUGCAUCAAGUUAUAAGUGGAAGAGUCAAUAAAUUCUGGCCAAAAAUCCCGGAUAUGGGCUUCGACGCCAAUUGCACCAAUAACGACGAUCUUGGGAGUUUCCUCCACACUCUGGUGCGCCAAGUCCAGAAACAGGAAUCAACAGAUGAUGAUGACAUAGAUGAUGACACCAUCAGCCCAAGGCUGGCAGUGGAAAUUGCCAAAACAUGCAUUAGGAAGGGCACAUCAAGCUUGAUUCGGGAUUGCCAAGGGAAGCUGGCUUUGGAUUUGCUGUCCGAGGGCCACCCGAAGCUACGAGCCGUUCUGCUUGAAGCUUAUUACCAGGAGACGAAAUCAACGUUUACAUGA